AUGGGAAGUCAAUCGUUUCAAUUUACGUGGAAUAAUCACGAGAAAGAUCUUGUGUCUAGUUUCAAGCAGUUAUUGACUACGGAAGGUUUGACGGACGUCACUCUAUCUUGCGAAGGAAAAAUAAUGAAAGCGCACAGAUUGAUACUGAGCGCGAGUAGUCCAUUCUUUAAAAAUAUUUUUAUGGAUAAUCCGAAUCAAUAUCCCGUUAUUGUCCUAAUCGAUACGAAGUAUUCCGAUCUGAAAAUGAUUCUGGAUUUUAUUUAUAACGGCGAAAUUAAUAUCCCGAGAAGUCAACUUGCUAGACUUUUAAAGACUGCAGAAGCGCUGAAAAUAAAAGGUUUAAUUCAAUCCGAAGAAGCUCCGGAAGAAAUGGCAAAUGAAUCUGUCGAAGUUUGUACUUCGCUACCGAGGAAAAGAAAACGGAGGAGGAAGAGAAGUUCAAGUGAAUCGGAUGACGUGGUUGAGAUUCCCUCUACAGUUAAGCCGUUAGAACCUCCACUUUUAUCUCGGUACCGAAAAAAAAAAUCUUUUACGUCGUUUGCAGAUAAUAAAAUACCCGAAUCGACCCAGGACGAAGUCGAAAUAAUCGAAAAUACCCCGAUAAUCUAUCUCGAAGACGACGAUGAGAUCGAGAUCGUACAGGAAAAUGAAAGUGAACAUUUCGAAUUUGAAGCUCCAUCCGUGCCGAUAUCGUUGCAGAAUCUUGUUUCAACAACUACGUCCGACCCAUCGACAUUCGUUAUAGCAUCCACAUCUACACCUAUUUCGAAUGAAAUUAAAAUAAGCGAUGUAAGGACAGAUGAUAACGAUCGAUUGUCCGAAAAUUCUGCAACUAGGGAUUUUUCUCUUCAAUAUUCGUCUGCAAGUUUCGAUACUGAACCUCCAGCGACGUCCAGUCAAACCGGUUUAAACCAAAGCGUUCCCGACGAUCCUCGUGAAGAACCUUCAAUGUCGGAGCCAUCGUUAGCCGGUACUUCGCUAUCGAGGGAAAUAAAACGGAGGAAGAGAAGCUCCAGUGAAUCGGUCGAGAUUCCCUCUAAAGUUAAGUCGUCAGAACCCCAACUUUUAUCCUCGUACCGGGAAGAAAAAUCUUUCACGUCGUUUGCGGAUAAUAAAAUACCCAAAUCGACCAAGGACGAAGUCGGAAUAAUCGAAAGUCCUCCGAUAAUCCAUCUCGACUAA
Centruroides sculpturatus (bark scorpion) is the source of this 1182-nucleotide messenger RNA. Its product is annotated as protein tramtrack, alpha isoform-like. The coding region runs from base 1 to 1182 and encodes 393 amino acids. Lineage: Eukaryota; Metazoa; Arthropoda; Arachnida; Scorpiones; Buthidae. Gene Ontology annotation, molecular function: protein binding. The transcript has 3 exons. Gene Ontology annotation, biological process: regulation of transcription by RNA polymerase II. Gene Ontology annotation, cellular component: nucleus. The record is from RefSeq and is a predicted model, not a curated record.